CUGAGUGCCUGGGCAAGCAGCUAGGCGACCGGAACUUUCCAAGAGCAGUGCUGUCAGCCACUGUGCAGACAUGUCAAGAUUGCAGAAGAGAAAAUAUCAACUGGGUUUGGCAGCAUGAAAAGGCCAGUGACCUUGUGACAUUUCUACUGGAAAGCUGGGGGUAAAAGACAUACAGCAGGUCGAGGAACAAGUGACAAGUGAGGAUGCACGUGGAGCCAGCAAAGCAGUGCAGGCAGCUCUUUGAAGGAGAGUGCUGGCUGGAAAGUUCCGUCGUGUUAGGGUACUGAAAGGCUGAGGGAAAGGAAGGAGUGGAGCUGGAGAAGGCCCGUGGUGUCGCCCUAAUGGCCUAUCGAUAACUCUACGCUCGGCCUCAGCCUUUAUCGACUCACUUCGGCUCCGCUCGCCGUCCUGGACCACGGCGGAGCGCAGAGCCGCGUGUAAGAUGCUCUGACCUUUGAUCCCUGCCGAGUUUUCUAAGCAGCCACAACAUGAACACGUCCCCAGGCACGGUGGGCAGUGACCCAGUCAUCUUGGCCACUGCGGGCUAUGACCACACGGUGCGGUUCUGGCAGGCCCACAGUGGGAUCUGCACCCGUACAGUGCAGCACCAGGACUCUGUGAACGCGCUCGAGAUCACCCCUGACCGAAGCAUGAUCGCUGCUGCAGGUUAUCAGCACAUCCGCAUGUACGAUCUCAACUCCAAUAAUCCCAACCCCAUCAUCAGCUAUGACGGGGUCAAUAAGAACAUUGCGUCGGUGGGCUUCCAUGAGGAUGGCCGCUGGAUGUACACCGGAGGAGAGGAUUGCACCGCCCGGAUCUGGGACCUCAGGUCCCGGAACCUUCAGUGUCAGCGGAUCUUCCAGGUGAAUGCACCCAUUAACUGCGUGUGCUUGCACCCCAACCAGGCGGAGCUCAUUGUAGGUGACCAGAGCGGCGCCAUCCACAUCUGGGACUUGAAAACUGACCACAAUGAGCAGCUGAUCCCGGAGCCUGAGGUCUCCAUCACAUCUGCGCACAUAGACCCAGACGCCAGCUACAUGGCAGCAGUCAACAGCGCUGGGAACUGCUUUGUCUGGAAUCUGACAGGCGGCAUUGGCGACGAGGUGACACAGCUCAUCCCCAAGACCAAGAUCCCAGCACACACCCGCUAUGCCUUGCAGUGCCGCUUCAGCCCAGACUCCACGCUUCUCGCCACCUGCUCGGCAGACCAAACUUGCAAGAUUUGGAGGACAUCCAACUUUUCCCUGAUGACAGAGCUAAGCAUCAAGAGCAGCAACCCCGGAGAGUCGUCCCGAGGCUGGAUGUGGGGCUGCGCCUUCUCGGGGGACUCCCAGUACAUUGUCACUGCUUCCUCUGACAACCUGGCCCGGCUCUGGUGUGUGGAGACAGGAGAGAUCAAACGGGAGUACGGCGGCCACCAGAAAGCCGUGGUCUGCUUGGCUUUUAAUGACAGCGUGCUGGGCUAGCCUGUGUCCUGGUGCGAUUGCAGGCAGCCAUCAGACGGCAUCGGCUGAUGAGGUCAGAGUGCACUCCCACAGGCUAGCGUCUACCCGCCUGGGCUAGCUGGACGGACUGACCUACCCUGGCCCCCGUGGCCGGCCUCGAUCGGCAGGCCAGGCUGCCUGGGGGUUCUGGUAGCCCUCAGUUGUUUAUCUGGAUGUGACAGGGCUCGGGAGGCCGACCCGAGCCAGCCUGGCUGGUGGCCCCCUCCAAGCCAGUGCUUUCCCCCCUCCCUGCCCCUGUUUUGUGU
This is a messenger RNA of Rhinolophus ferrumequinum (greater horseshoe bat), 1750 nucleotides long. It is a transcript of the gene MLST8, whose product is annotated as MTOR associated protein, LST8 homolog. Gene Ontology annotation, biological process: regulation of actin cytoskeleton organization; TOR signaling. Gene Ontology annotation, molecular function: protein binding. NCBI's taxonomy places the organism in Eukaryota, Metazoa, Chordata, Mammalia, Chiroptera, Rhinolophidae. The coding region runs from base 489 to 1466 and encodes 325 amino acids. The transcript is spliced from 10 exons. Gene Ontology annotation, cellular component: TORC1 complex; TORC2 complex. The record is from RefSeq and is a predicted model, not a curated record.